AUGGCGACGACGAGCGACGCGGCAAGCGACAAGGAACCCUUUCCGCUCCUGAACACCUCCCUCGACCCCUUUGCCAUGAUGGACGGUGACGACUCGGCCCCGCGGCGCCGCCGCAAGAGCUCUGGCCUGGGCGGCGAAAUCCGCGCCGGCGACACGGGUGCGCCGGCCUUUGCCUCGAGUCGCGCCAGUUUAAAAGCCGGCGAUUCCUUUGGUCACCAUGUCGAUUCCCCCGUCACGCCCACCACGCCCACCAGCAUCACCGCCAAUAGUAAGCGCAUCUCGAAGCGCCGCCGCGCGCGGGGUCUCCUCUCCCGCUUCCGACAGCUCAUUGUCCGGCGCACCUUUGUCCUGCCCGCCGUCAUCCUCGUCCUAUGCCUCGCCGGCUACGCCGUCCACCCGACUCCCGCGAACCCUCUCCACCGCUUCAUCUUUCUCUCCUAUCCCUUGCCGCAGACGGAUCCCUCGGAGCCCGUCUUGUACGGCAAGGGCAAGUGGGAUAUCGCCUUCGUCUCGUUUUACAUCGUGGUGCUGUCGUUUACGCGCGAGUUUGUCAUGCAGGAGAUUCUGCGGCCGUGGGCGCGCCGCACGGGGCUCUCGCGCGCCAAGCAGGCGCGCUUCAUGGAGCAGGCCUACACGGCGCUCUACUUUGCCGUGCUCGGCCCGGCGGGCUUGUACGUCAUGAGCAGGACGCCCGUGUGGUACUACAACACGCACGGCAUGUACGAGGCGUUUCCGCACCGCGCCCACGAGGCCGUCGUCAAGUUUUACUACCUCUUCCAGGCCGCGUACUGGGCUCAGCAGGCCAUUGUCCUACUGCUCGGCCUCGAGAAGCCGCGUAAGGACUACUACGAGCUCGUCGGCCACCACGUCGUCAGCCUCGCCCUCAUUGGCCUCAGCUACCGCUUCCACUUUACCUACAUUGGCAUCGCCGUCUACACCUCGCACGACAUUUCCGACUUUUUCCUCGCCACCUCCAAAGUCCUCAACUACCUCGACCACGCGCUCAUUGGCCCCUACUUUUUCCUCUUUGUCUGCGUCUGGAUCUACCUCCGCCACUACAUCAACCUGAAAAUCAUUGUCUCCAUGUUUACCGAGUUUCGCACCGUCGGCCCCUUUGAGCUCAACUGGGAGACGCAGCAGUACAAGUGCUGGAUUUCUCAGUACAUCACCACCGCCCUGCUCACCUCUCUCCAGGCGCUUAAUCUGUUUUGGCUAUUUUACAUUUUGCGCAUUGCGUACCGCUUCGUUCGCGACAGCAACGCGACCGACGACCGCUCCGACGACGAGGAAGAGGAUUCGACGACGACGACGAAGCCCGUCGGUGAGAAGCAGAAGCAGAAUGCUGUGCCGAUUCUCAAAAUCAACGGCCAAAAGCCUAAUGGCAAGUCAGAAUAG
Beauveria bassiana ARSEF 2860 is the source of this 1395-nucleotide messenger RNA. Its product is annotated as sphingosine N-acyltransferase lac1. Bases 1 to 1395 code for a protein of 464 amino acids. Gene Ontology annotation, molecular function: sphingosine N-acyltransferase activity. The record is from RefSeq and is a predicted model, not a curated record. Gene Ontology annotation, biological process: ceramide biosynthetic process. NCBI's taxonomy places the organism in Eukaryota, Fungi, Ascomycota, Sordariomycetes, Hypocreales, Cordycipitaceae. Gene Ontology annotation, cellular component: membrane. The transcript has 2 exons.